Messenger RNA from Rhizophagus irregularis DAOM 181602=DAOM 197198, 396 nucleotides. RefSeq lists its product as uncharacterized. The record is from RefSeq and is a predicted model, not a curated record. NCBI's taxonomy places the organism in Eukaryota, Fungi, Glomeromycota, Glomeromycetes, Glomerales, Glomeraceae.
AUGUCAACAGGGAACUCGCAAGUUAAAGCUAAGACUCCAGCUAAAACUCCAGCUAAAACUCCAGCUAAAACUGUCUGGGUCUUAUCGAUGUUUUUUUCUCCGUAUAAAGCUGUUGAAUAUUCAAUUGAAUGUCGUAGCUUUGUCUCCAGGAAACUAGCUCAAGAAGCAAUGAGAAGAGAAGCACGACGUCUAUACAAAAAUUCAGAUAUUAUUCAAGAAGCUGAAGACAAAUACUACAGAGAGUACGAAACGGAAAUACACUUUGGUGAAAGCGAAGAUGGACCUGAUUAUAGGAGAGAGUUUGGUUAUUGUGAAAUUAAAUCUACCAAAUUGGAAGACAAAGAAAGUGGAGAUGAAGUACCUUCAAGUACAGAUGAAGAUAGCGAUGAAUAUUGA